Messenger RNA from Bolinopsis microptera, 2093 nucleotides. Its product is annotated as 85/88 kDa calcium-independent phospholipase A2-like. Gene Ontology annotation, biological process: lipid metabolic process; positive regulation of ceramide biosynthetic process. Gene Ontology annotation, cellular component: mitochondrion. Gene Ontology annotation, molecular function: protein binding. The record is from RefSeq and is a predicted model, not a curated record. The transcript has 2 exons. Bases 1 to 1992 code for a protein of 663 amino acids. NCBI's taxonomy places the organism in Eukaryota, Metazoa, Ctenophora, Tentaculata, Lobata, Bolinopsidae.
AUGUCUGAUUUCUUUCAAAACAUAAAGCGGGGAGUGAAGGAGUACGCCCGGAGCAGCAGGACGUCGGACGGCCGGUCCACACUUCACAUAGCAGUGCUCACCAACUCCUGCUCUCCAGUACAGACCCUGCUGGACGCUGGGGUGGACAGGUUCGCUCAGGAUAGAGCGGGGAACACGGCACUACACGUAGCAGCUGCUGAGGGUGCCGGAGUGGCACUCAGGACUCUGCUCACUUACGAACCAAGGAACCUUACUCCUGAUCCUGUGGGCUUUGAGGGCGAGGAGGUUUCUCUGCCUCCUCCGGCACGAUCUGUCGCUGAAAUGGUAGAUCUAAAGAACUUGAAGGGAGAAACAGCCCUACAUUUAGCUUGCAGAGCUAACAGUUUGACUUGUAUUGAAGUACUGCUAGAGAACGCCUCGGACAUGUACAAUAUGACAUGUGAAGGGAAGCAGCCAGUCCACUACGCUGUUAAAUACGACAGCGUGGAAAGUGCUACCCACCUUCUUAUGAAGGAUAUUGGGUUAGCUCACACUGACUCUAACGACGAGCCCCUUAUCCACCUGGCUGCUUCAAAGGAGAUGGUGGAGUUACUGGUAAAGUACGGGGUAGAUGCUAAUGCUAGGGACUGUACUGGUCUCACUGCACUUCACACUGCUGUUAAGAACAAGAACUUCCAGCUUCUCAUGGCACUGCUUCUCUCAGGGUGCCCUGUUGAUCUGGUCGACUCAGAGGGGAACACUGCGCUGCACACUUGUGUCUCUCAGAAUGUUGAACAUGACUUCCCCAAGACACUCGUAGUGUUUGGUGCUCCGUUAGAAGCUAAGAAUAACAAAGGUAACACAGCGUACCAGACAGCUGAACAGGCUGAUAAUGAGGAAUAUGUGAGUUUGCUGACUGAGGUCGGGGGUCAUGAUGAUCUGUUCCUGGCUAGGGGGGACAGGGAGGGUAAAGUUAGGACCUCUCAGGAACGCGAUCACCCGAGGAAACGUCCAAAUUGGGGGGCUAAAGACGCUGCUGUUCUCUGCAUUGAUGGUGGUGGGAUGAAGGGGCUGGUUGCUAUUCAGAUUCUCUUAGAGAUAGAGAAGUGCACUCAGACGAGUAUAGUGGACCUGUUUGAUUGGGUGUCAGGAUCUAGCAUUGGGUCCCUUGUAGUCCUCGCUCAGAAACACGCUGUCAUGGACAAUGUAAGACCCGGCGGUCAGGUGGAAGACUACCGUAAUCUACAAUGGUGGACCAAACUGGGGAUGCAGAGAGUUCUCUUCGAUUUGAAGAACAGGGUAUUCGAAGGAUCCAGACCUUACAAGUCAGAUAAUCUAGAAGCCAUCACCAAAGAGAUAGUAGGGCCAGAGACCAAGAUGUUAGACUCCUUUUACCCGCGUAUAGUGAUCACCACGACAGUAGGUGAUGUGAGACCUUGUGAGCUCCACUUGUUCACAAACUACGGUACUGAUAAUGAGUACGCUUGGAAAGCUGCCAGAGCUUCAGGUGCUGCCCCAACUUACUUCUCCCCUUUUGAAAACAAGUAUCUAGACGGAGGUGUCAUGUCAAACAACCCCACUCUGGACACUCUGGUUGAGAUGAGAAAGUUUUACAACAGAUCUGACUCAGAUGAGCCUUGUCAGCCUAAAAUAGUUAUCUCCGUAGGGACAAGUUUAGUCCGUCCAGUGCAAGUUAAGGAUCUAGACGUAGGGUUCCGCCCUAAGAACCCCAUGGAAGCAGCCAAGUUCGCCAGCAGCGCUCUGGAGAUGUUCAGUACGUUGAUAGAGCAGUGUGCACUGUGUGAUGGUCCCAUAGUGGAACAAUGUAGGUACUGGUGCGACAGUGUGGGUAGUGAGUAUUACAGACUUCAGCCUGACAUUCAGUCUGUCACGGCCAUGGACGAGAAGAGUGAUUCAGUUCUAGUUCAAAUGUGUUGGGAGACGUGUUCCUGGGUUUAUAAAAGCAGAGACGUGUUUGUUAUGUUAGCUGAUGCGCUGUAUUCGGGAACUUGAUGCGCUGUAUUCGGGAACUUGAUGCGCUGUAUUCGGGAACUUGAUGUACUGUAUUCGGGAACUUGAUGCACUGUAUUCGGGAACUUGAUGCGCUGUAUUCG